UGAACUUCCAUGCCCUCCACAUGCAUUAUGAGAUAUUAAUAGGAAAAUCCUUCUCCAUAAUGAACUUAUAGAUCUCCUUCUAUUUCAUCUCUAUGCAUUAUGUACUCUCAUGCACCUUUUAUUGUGUAUUCUCUCGACAUGUAGGUUUGGUUCUAUUAUUUUUUGAUAUUUAUUCAUUUAAAACCAAAAUAAGUCAAAUCUUACAACAACAACAACAACAUACCUAGUGAAAUCCUACUAGGUGGGGUCUGGGGAGGGUAGAGUGUGCGCAUACCUCACCACUAUCGUGGAGGUAGAGAGGUUGUUUCCGGAAGACGCUUAACUUUAGUACAUCAAACCCAACUAAAAGAAGGAAAAGAACCAUAACAAAACAAAAUAGUGUGAUAAUCGCAACAUAAUAAACCACAUAUGACCAUAACUACAAGGGUACGAGUAAUACUGUGAUAGGCACUAGUCACUACCAAGCCUAGAGAUGCGUAUCGAUUGGUUCAGUUUUGAAGUUUAUAGGUUUGACUUAUUGGUUAUUGGUUUGUAGAGAUGUUAAAUCGUUAUAGAACUAUUAAUAUAUUGACUUAUCGGUAAUUGGUUUAUCGGUUAUUGAUUGUUAUUAAUUCGGUUAUCAGUUUAAUCGUUAAGAUUUGACAUAAAAAUAAUCAUUGAAAAUCACUUAGAAACAAGGUGACAAACAAAAUGAACCAUGCACAUGAGUUCAUAAGUUACGUCUUGUUCAAAAGCAAACACUUUUAAAUUGUAAAAUAACCAAGAGUUUGAGACAAUAAAAAAUAAAAAUAGAAACCAAACUCUAAGUCAAGGAUUUUAUAUACAAAAUAGUAUAAAUAUAAUUAUUUAAUUAUUAUCGGGUUAUCGGUUGACCCGAUAAGAAAAAACCUCAAAUUGUUAAGAACCGAUAACCCGAUAAGGAAAAAAUAUUAAAACUGUUAUCAAAACCACGAAGCUCAUUAUUGAUAAACUAAUAACUUUUUUUUUCAGUUCGGAUUAUCGGUUUGGGUUCGAUUUUGAACAACCCUAACCAAGCCUACUAACCUUCUACCCUGAUACGCGACCUCUGUUCCUUCCAAUCUAGUGUUGUCUUUGGUAUCACCUACUCUCAAUUCUUUUUUGGCCUACCUCUACCCCUCCGUAAACCCCAACACCCAACCUCUCGCACCUCCUCACUAGGGGAUUUAGCACACCUUCUCUCACAUGCCCAAACCAUUUCAGUCUCACUUUCUUCAUCUUGUCUGGCAUAAAGGCUACUCCGACAUUCUCCCAAAUAACCUCAUUCCUAAUUGUGUCAUUUCUAGUAUGCCCAUAUAGCCGUCUCUACAUCUUCAAUCUCCCCAAAGUGCAUCUCCCCCAAAUGCAUCUUCUGUACAUGUGAAUUCUUGGAUGACUAACACUCCACCCAAAAACAAGGGCGGUCUAACCACCACUUUGUAGAGAUUACUAAUAAGUUUAUGUGGUACCUUCAUUAACAUACAAGACUCUAGAGGCAAGCCUCCAUUUCAUCCAUGCCGCGCCAAUGCAUUGUGUGACAUCAUGGUUGAUGUCCCCACUAUCCUGGAUUGCGCAUCCAAAAUACUUAAAACUUUCUCUUUUGGGAAUACUCUGUAUGACAAGCCUCACUUCCAUGACCGCUUCAUCCAAUGCAACACUACAAUAAGUCAAAUGUUACCGCAAUUUUAAAUUGAAAUACUAAAUCAAAUGGAAAUCAAUUUUUUCAAGUCGACUUCGUUUGAUUUGGUGCAAUUUUCUGAUUUUCCUUUAACACCUUACACCCCUAUGUGAAGUUAUAUUACAUGACAAUAAUCACUCUUAUUUAUUUUUUUAAAGUAAACCUCAUUAUCGAAGUAAAUUGACCUUUCAUAAUUUAUUUAACAGAAGUCCCUCUCAUCUAUAUAUAGAAAAAUAUUUAUUUGAAGAUAAUUGGUUUUACAAGAAAAGGUUCUGAGCGACUCAAUGAGGAAGAACUCCUGUUAUGACUUCCACACCAAGAAGAAUAGAAUAGAGCAAGGUUUCUAAACCACUACAAAAGAAAGUUGAAAUUCGCUAAGAAGUUUGUUACUAAUCCGUCAUUAAAUUUCUCGUAGCUAAAAUAAACUUUUGAUAAUCCGUCGCUGAUCUACAAUGCAUUUGUUGUACAACUACAAAAUUGGUCUGUAGCUAAUUAUUUUUAAAAUAGUGAUGUAGUACAAGCGGUAAACGUAGAUAGGUUGAACUAUUGGUUUGGUGAAACAAAUGAAUGGACCGAAAGUUUUAACCACAAAAUGAGAACAUUGAGCCGAGACAAGCUCAAGGCCCCAUUAAUUAGGAAAACUUUUGUGAGAAGAGCGAUAUACAGUGUGAAUCUAUUUCAUGUCCUAUUACAAAGAUAAGAAAAAGGAAGAGCGGAAAGAACAAUGAAUAUUUAACUUGAUUAGCAACCAAAAUAAAGCAUUUUAAUAAAAUAGUAAUAUUCUUUUUAUUACUUAAUUUGCACUUCUAAGAGAAUAUCGCUACACAUUAUAGAACCCUAGAUAUUCAAUUCCAUCCUCUUUCACCGCCGCCAACCUCUCUUUCCUCUUCAUCAUAGUUCAUCAUUAUCUCUCCCUUCACCAUCUCCAAUUUUGAAGAUCUAUAGUAGUUUUUUUGUCAUGAAACUCAACCAGGCCUUACCAAAUCUUUAUGGCUUUUGGGUUCAUCACGAAAUUGGAAAAGUAAUAUAGGACAGAGGGAGUACAAAAGAAAACACAAAAGAACUAUUGAGAGAAUUUUUCUCUAAAAGGAAUGAUGAAUUAGGUAAUCGACCAUAAAACUCACAAGUCACAAAUACCCAAAACCUUGUACUAACCUUUUACAUAGCAAAAUCAAAUUUCAAAGAUUGCAAAAUUUUCCACCCUCAAAUGGAAUCCAAGGGAGAUGAAGCCUCCCAUCAACCCUCAAAUCGGAUCAAACCCACAAGCCAUUCACAAUUUUCAGUAACUUCAAUGCAAGAUGCUUCUAGCUUGGCGAUUCCCACCCUUCUACCGGAACUCAUAACUGAAAUUCUCUUAAGGUUACCAGUGAAAUCCCUCCUUCAAUUUAAGUGUGUUUCAAAAUCUUGGCUUGCUCUAAUCUCUAGUCAAGAUUUUAUCAAGACCCAUCUUAGUUUAUCAGCAAAAAACGAGGACUACAACCACCAUAAGCUCAUGUGGAGAAGUUGCUCCAAUUUUAAGGUUUGUUCGAUUAGGUCUUUACUUUGUGGAUCUGUUGUUGAGGCAUCUGACUUGGAAUAUCCCUACAAAUCUUUCAACAUUGUGGGUUCAGCCAAUGGGUUGAUUUGCCUUACCGAUGGGGCAUACGAGUUAAUUCUGUGGAACCCAACAAUUAGUAAGUACAAGAAAUUGCCUGCUUCUAGACCUAGGUUGAAGAAUACCAACAUUUUCACAUAUGGUUUUGGAUUUGAUGAGUGCCAUGAUGAUUAUAAGGUUUUAGGUAUAUUUGGUAGGUAUAAAAAUGGGCUUUUGGAGGACACCCAGGUCAACAUAUAUAGUCUAAGCAGUGAUUCUUGGAGAAGUAAGGAUGAUUUUCCAGGUGGGUUGCAACUUCUUCAAUCAGGUACAUUUGUAAAUGGGAAGCUUUAUUGGGCUACUAUUAGUGGUCUUAAUUUGAACAAUGGUAUGGGGACUAGGGGCAUCAUUUCUGUUGAUAUGGCUGAUGAGAAUUGGGAAAAGGUAGAGCAACCUUCUUGUGUAGGAGAGGAUUUUGGUUUGAGGCUAGGAGUAUUGGGUAAUUAUCUUUCUAUACUCUGUAAUUCUCAUUCUCACGUAAAUUUAUGGGUUAUGAAGAAGUAUGGGGUUAAAGAGUCUUGGGCAAAAAUGUAUACCAUCAAACGUCCCAUCCCUGGAAAAUAUGUGGUUACCACUCCGUUUUGCAUGUCAAAUAAAGGUGAAAUUCUGGUUGUGUUUGGAUCAACUUCGGCCAUAUACAAUACAAAGGAUGACACAAUAAAAUAUGCAGAGAUUACUAACUUUGGUUCCUGUAUGAAGAGUGCUUUCUACAUUGAAAGCCUUGUUUGUCCCAUUUCACACCCAAAAAAACAAACAGCCGAGGAUACAGUAAGAAUGGAGGCUGCAAAGACUCAGAUGAAUGACGAUUAUGUACCAGAUUUAGGAAGUGACGGUCCCUCACUAAUUGGGUCAAGAAGAUCAUCAGAUGAUAGUAACAAUGCAGAUCGAAUAACUCCAUGAAACUCGAAAAGUUUGAUUGGCAAUGUGGUAUUCUAAAGCAUAUCACGAUUUCCUCAACAACAGAUACAAUGUUCUAUGGAAUAUCACAUAUGUGUUCCAAGAUGUUUUUAAGCACCAAGGAAUCUAUUUUCAGCUGCACUUCUAUAAUAUCAUUAGCCACUAAAUAAACUAGGCUUCCUUGAUUGCAACAACCACAAUCUCAAUCUUUGUAGAUUGGUGAAUCUUUAUGCUUGAGCUAAGGGGUAUCAAAUAGACAAGUUGGGCUGAAUUUGAGCAGAUUAAAAUAGGAUGACUUAGAAAAUAGGCAGGGCAAUGACCCAUCCAAAGUUACUUGGGCCGAAAUGGGCUUAACAAAUGGGUCAUAACACAAUCUGUCCAAUGCUUAUUAGUUUUUUUUUAAAAAUAAUUUGUUGAAGUAUCAAAUGUUUCCUUCAUUAUGGAAAUAUAUAACAUGUUUAACAAAAAAAACGUCUUUAAUAUAUUUUGAUAAGAUUUUUCAUGGGUGAAUUUUAGGCUAUAUAUCAACCUAGCUAUUAAAAGGACUGAAAUGAGCGGGUCAAAAUGGGUUGAGUUCAAUAUUGACUUGCCCAAACUUGGACAGGUUGAGGCAGUCAUGAUUGCAUGGAUUGGUUUUAUUGCCCUUGAUUGAACAUAUGAUCUUAUUCCAGGAUUGCUCUUUGACCCCAGUGGCAUGCCUAGGUAUAUAGUUGGUAGCUCCCCUACUCUAUGACCCAAGACUUCUGCCAAACUAUCUGCCUCAGCCACCUAAAUUAUGGGAUAAAUGAAGCUCUUACCCCAGUUGAUGUGUAAUCCAGAGACUGCUUCAAAGAUGAUGAAUAUAACUCUUAGAAUUAACAUUUUCUCUCUCACUGCUUCACAAAAAAUAAGAGUAUCAUCUGUGUAUUGCAGAUGAGUGAUCUCCAAGCCAUUUAGUGCUCUGUGUUCCACCUGGAAGCCCCUUAGCCAACCCUUUUUCACCUUUGCUGUCUGAAUCAAGUCACUCAAGCCUUCCAUGGCUAUGAUGAAUAAGAAGGGUGACAGGGUGGUUUUCCUUGAAAUUAAUCCAAACACAAGCAACCUUUAUUUUUCUCUUGCAAGACAUCUGACAAUGAAAAUUGAUGUCUAUUAAGCUUUGGGUGGUUUUCCUUGAAAUACUGACCGGCCAAAGAGCCACGGACGAGAGAAGAUCAAGGAAUGAACAUAACUUUGUGGCAUGAGAAAAACCAUAUCUUGCAGAUAGGCAUCAUUUUGUCAGAGUGUAGAUCCUCAUCUCGGAGGUCACUUCUCAUAGAAAAGAGCAUUUAGGUCAACUGAGAUUGUUGUUUUUCUGCCUUAGAAUAAAUGCAAAAUCCAGACUUCAAAUGAGUUAAGUUCUGGAAAUGCUGAUGCGUCUACCUUCAAUGAAUUAAGUUGGCCGCGCUCCUAGCGUUUAAAUUAAAGAUGUUGGUGUCAAAUUUUAAAUUAAGUUUGUGGGUUAUGAAGGAGUAUGGAGUUAAGGUGUCAAAGUCAGGUUAUCCAGGAUUUAUCAUGGUAUUAGGGAAUACCCUCAACCAAAUAUAGGAUAGAUUUAAUCCCAAAUUUUAUGAGUUGACACCAACAUCUUUAAUUUAAACUCUAGGACUGGAGGCUAACUCAUUGAAGGCAGAAGCAUCAAUAUUUCCAGAACUUAACUCAUUUGAGGUCUGGACUUUGCAUUUUAUUUAAGGCAGCAACAACAAUCUCAGUAGACCUAAAUGCUCCUUUCUUUGAGAAUUUGCCUCCGAGACGAGGAUCGAUAAUCUGACAAAAAUGAUGCCUAUUUGCAAGAUAUGAUUUUCCUCAUGCCACUAUGUUAUGUUCACUCCUUGAUCUUCUCUCGUCCAUGGCUCUUCGGCCGGUCAGUAUUUCAAGGAAACCACUUAAAGCUUUAUAGACAUCACUUUUCAUUGUCAGAUGUAUUGCAAGAGAAUAAAGGUUGCUUGUGUUUGGAUCAAAUUCAAUAAUAUACAAUCCAAAGGAUGACACAAUCAAAUAUGCAGAAAUUACCAACUUUCAUUCCUGUAGUGAGACUGAAGUCUACAUUGAUAACCUUGUUUGUCCCAUUUUACACACAAAAAAAAGAUUGCCAAGGAUACAGUCAGAAUGAAGGCUGCAAAAACUAUAGAUAUCAGGUGACUGACGAUCAUGUAACUAAUGAAUUGCAAGAUUCCACUUUAUACAUGUCUCACAAGUGCUUCUCAAUUCACUUUCUUUCAUAAAUAUUGAAAACAUACAUGGGAUACUUAAGGGACAUUGUUACACCAUGUUUGCUUGGAGAUGUGUUUCGUCCUUUUUCUUUUGGCUUAUUUCCAUGAAACAACUUUUUGCGUGAACAUUUAUUUGGUUGUAGAGUUAGUGUCUUCAACACUCGAAAUAAAUGGAAUUGAAAAUUGUUUCUUGAAUCCAUGAGCAAUUCAAAGGAACCUCUACCUCCCAAUACGGAAUGAUUUGGAAUCAUAACUGCUAGGGAAAUUUCAGUGUGAAGGAAGCUUACAAAAAGUUCAACCCUUUCUCCUAUCAGGCUACUGGCUGUGCCAUGGAAACUCAUCUAGAAAGUUUAAGUACCUCCUAAAGUGUCCUGCUUCACUUGGCUACCAGCAAUGCAGGCUAUUUUGAACAGGAAAACCUCAUGAAAAGGGGUAUCCAACUGCGUCCCGUGUGGAGAAGAGGCUGAAACAGUCAAUCACCUCUUUCUUAACUGUAGGAUCACUAAUAUUUUAUGGAGCAUUUCAUCAAUUUGAAGGGCCUACUUUGGGUGAUGCCAAGAAAUAUUGUUCAGGCCCUGAAGAUAUGGAGUAGCUUUGUGCCUUUGCCUAAUUUCUGGUCAUAAAGAAAGAUGGAAGAUCAUUCCCACAUGCAUCUGGUGGUCUGUGUGGAAAGAGAGGAACCUCAGAUGCUUCCAGAACAAAAAUAACAAUAUCCAGAAGAUGAUGAAUUGCUUGGUUUUAUUUAAUUUUUGGUGUAAACAGGAGUAUAUGGAAGAUCUAGAAUCAGUAAUGAAUGCUUUAGAAUUGUAAAUUUUUUGCUAUUUAGGAUUGAAGAUCUUCCUGAUACUAACCUUUAAUUGUAAUUAGUAAACCUGUAACAAGUUGUGGCGGGUUUGAGUUUUAGAAUAUAAAACAAGAAUGUUACCUUCUCAAAAAAAUUGUUUCUCUUUAGAAGCAAUGGUUUAAGUGGAUGUGUCGCGCCUCAAGACAGUAAUAAAGAGUGCUUUAUUGUAGCUGAAUCCUUCAAUAACUUUAGGCAUAACCCUUGCUAAGAUUGUUGUUUGAUCUCGGGUCUACGUUACUAAUCAAAGGACAAAACUUCUUUUACUUUAGCAGUAACAUUGACUUGCAAAAUUUAAUAACUAUGCUGAUCUUGUCAUGAGACUGGAAAAGGGCACCAGUAAACAAGAGAUUAUAGGAGAAACAUAUUUGAGACUUUCUUUAAUAGGAUCCUGUUUACUGUAGUGAUUGUUAGCAUAGAAUUCAUUUAUAUAAUCCUAUUGAAAUAUGAAUAGGUUUAUACAUCCUAUUAGAAUAGGAAUAGGUUUAUACAAUCCUAUUAGAAUAGGAAUAUGUUUAUACAAUUCAAUUAGAAUAGGAAUAAGAAUACUAAAUAGUAUCCUACUUGAUAAAGGAUUGUAUUCUAUGGUCUAUAAAUAGGGUCUCAUGUAAUAAUGUAGUCACAACAACAAUUCAAUAAUAUUCUUUUCCUAUAUUUCUCACAUGGUAUCAGAACCUCUACGAUCUUGGUAAACAAUCAAAGAGCUUCCGCUGUCGGCGGGCGGCUAUUACUCAUAUGCCGCUCAUCCAGCCAAGGAUUAUGUUAGCAAAAGUUGGGUCACUGUGUAUCUUACUAGUGACUAUUUUCCCAUAUCUAAUUUUUGUAGCACCGUCCUAUUAUUCCGGCGACUGCUUUCUUAUAUCUAUUUUGUGUAGCACCGUGCCACCAAUACCGGUUACUACUUUUUCAUAUUUAAUUUGUGUAACACGUGCUAUCAUUCCAGUGACUACUUUUUCAUAUUUAAUUUGUGUAGCACCAUGUCAAUUCUUCUGGUGACUUAUCUUUUUUUUUGCAUAUCUUAUUUGCGUAGCACCGUUCAUCUCUCCGGACUACUUUUCGUAUUUAAUAUGCGUACUACCAUGGGUUUUUUCCGAACUAUUUUUUCAUAUCUGAGUUGCAUAGCACCGUGUGUCUUUUCGGUGACUCCUCAGAUUUGAUUUGCAUAGUUCCGUUCGUCUUUUCGGUGACUCCUCAAAAUCUGAUUUGUGUAGGGUUGUGCCAUCAUUCCAAUCCUACCUAUAUAAUUUCUCUUUUUCAUUAGGGUCGUGCCAUCAUUUCGACUCUACCCAUAUUAUUUCUCUUUUUCAAUGGGGUCAUUCCAUCAAUUCGAACUAUCCUAUUUAAUUUCUAUUUUCUAGUUGGGUAGUGACAUCAUUCUGACCCUACCUAUAUAAUUUUAUUUCUUAGAUUGUGACCACUUUUAGCCAUCAAACCUAAUACUCCGGCAUAUGAGCAUGUUUCAGCCAAUUUUUCGGUGACGUUAAAUAUCGACUCAUCUAUUGAUUCCAACGUGAUUCAUAUACUUUACACUAGGUUUUGAGCACUUUGUUGCUCAGGAGGAGUUUAGUAGCCUUGUAUGUCGAUUAUGUGAGUCACUCAUAGUUUGAAGCAGUCUUUGCAUGUAUAGUUUGGGAAGUUCAACAUUGAAAUUUUAUCUUUGUUUUUACUGACUGACAUUAUGCAUCAAGUCCAGUAUUUAAUGAGAAGACAAACACAUUGAGAUUGACUGUCAAUUUUGUGAAGUCGUCUGAUCAACUUGUGAAUAUCUCACCAAGCCCCUCAUUGUCCUCGUGUUAAUUACAUUUGUUACAAGCUAGGUACAUGAAUUGUAUGCACUAGCUUGAGGGGGAGUGUUAGAAUAGGAAUAGUUUUAUAUAAUCCAAUUGAAAUAGGAAUAGGUUUAUAUAAUCCUAUUAGAAUAGGAAUAGGUUUAUACAAUCCUAUUAGAAUAGGAAUAGGAAUACUAAGUAGUAUCCUACUUGAUAAAGGAUUGUAUUUUGUGGUCUAUAAAUAGGGUCUCGUGUAAUAAUGUAGACACAACAACAAUUCAAUAAUAUUCUUUUCCUAUAUUUCUCACAGUGACCAUGAAAGUGAAAAUUUUGUCAUCUUUGUUAUCUGAAAAAAGAAGGUUCCUGGUUCCACUAUAAUGGGUUCUUGUAUCUUGUUCCUUAAUAGCGGUGAGUUGUAUUGUAUUUUUUUCCACAGAUCCUCACAUAUUCUGGUCGGCCUUUGAAAAUAUUAUAGUUAAAAAAAGAAAAAGUGCUAUGGUCAUGUUUCACCAAGCAGAUGAAAGCCUCGUUUAAUGCGGUUAAAGUGAAACUCUAGUUAGUAAAUGGUAUCAACUAUAAACUAUUUGUUGUGGCAUUCUGAAAAUUUAACUCAAAGAGUCUAGUCAAUGUAGACAAGUAUAGAUGAGAAAAAAAAAAGUUAAUUUGUACUCAAAAUCAGUGAUUUACUUAUUGUUGUUGUAUUUGUUGAUUUGCAUCCUACGUGAGACUUUACACUGGAGUAUUUUUUUUAUUCUUUGGUCUGUUACUGGUGUUUGUUGAGCUCUAAAGGGAAUUCUUGGCUGAUUCAUUUGUGAAGUUGCUUCAGACAUACAUGGUUUAUGGAAUAAAAGAUUUUGAGUGUUCUGUGGCACAUGAAAAUGUUUUCUUUGGCAGCCUAAGAUAUUACCCAACUAUACCAUGUUUUCCUGUGUUCCGACUCUCCAAAAAUGUUGUGGCACUGCCCCACUCAUUCUUAUUUUUCCUGUGAGAAAGUUUUCUGUUUAAUAAGAGCUCUCCCACUCCAGUUAUUGCUUUCUUUUUGUUACUUUGAAAGUAGCUGCUUCAACUUCUUUAGCUUCAGCCACUCAAAAUUUCGAUGUUCUUUUUUAUUUCGCAGCAAUCUUCUAAUCUCUUUUACUCUUGGACCAGAACAAUUAUUAGGUCCUAUUAUUAUGAUAUAAUAUGAACUUAUGGCAGUGAGCUGGUUCCAUUCUCCCCUAGUUUUAAAUGCUGUUGUUGGUCCCUGACAGGUUUCUCGGCCGUUUAUCAAAAGGUGAUGUGAACUUGUGAGUAUUCCUAGGCAUUUCAAUUAAAAAGAAAAACCAACUUGCACCCAAGGGUGUGACCUAGUGGUCAAUGAAGUGGAUUGAAAACCAUGAGGUCAUAAGUUCUUAUUUCAGGAGAGGCCAAAAACACUUACCUCGUGGUGUCUAUGUUGGUGGGAGGUCGCAAGUAGAUCAUAAAGUUAAACGAGGUACCUGCAAGUUGGCCUGAACUCUCCAUAAAAAGAGAAGAAAGAUUGACAAAUAUGAAGACUUCACUUGAAAAAAUAAAAUUUUCCACGGUUCUCAUGUAUCUGUUUUGGUUCUUGGACUGCUAUUGAAAAAAAUACAUUGUCAAUGUAUUCAACUCUUGGUUAUUCCUAUCCUUACUGUUCCAUAUGUCAUAUUAUUCUUGUGAUACUUGAUUGUCUCAUUUUUUCUUCUUUUCUUUUGGGCAGGUACCAGAUUUAGAAAGUGGCAAUCCCUCAAUUGGUUCAAGAAGAUCAUCAGACUGAUAGCAAUGAUGCAGAUCGAGUGAGUGGCGUGCUAAGUUAGUAAUCUUUCUUAGGAACAAAUUUGAUUCUGUUUUAGCAUUCUGGUUGAACAUAUUGUUCUUUUAAACUUUGAUAUAGAUCAUGUGAAUUUGGAGUUUAUGCAAAUUACUCCAUCAAAACUUAAAAAGUUUGAUUGACAAUGUGGUUUGCUGAAGCAUAUCAUGACCCUAAAUAUGUGUAGUUAACUGUUUUGGAUAUGUUUGUUGCCUGGGAACUGGUCUUAUUAUCCAUUCCCCCCUCUUACAUAAUCAAGAGUUCUCCUGUUAUAAGCUUU
This is a messenger RNA of Solanum lycopersicum (tomato), 11133 nucleotides long. Its product is annotated as F-box/kelch-repeat protein At3g23880. Gene Ontology annotation, molecular function: protein binding. Lineage: Eukaryota; Viridiplantae; Streptophyta; Magnoliopsida; Solanales; Solanaceae. The record is from RefSeq and is a predicted model, not a curated record.